UAAGUAUUUCUGGAGCUUAGGGACGCAGUCGCAGGGCUUGGGCAGGUAGAUGACGCGUAAAGCCGCAUUCUGCGAAGCAGCUUAAAAGCAGAUUGACGACUCCAGCGCGGAAUACGCCCUCGGCCUGCUUUCGUCGACUCCCUCGUGCAAGGCAGGAGAUUCGUUCGAGCCUUCCCCUCGCAUGCCUCUUCUUGCCAGCACCGCAAUAACCACCACGAUCACCGAGCUGAUGCGCCAUGGCGUUGACUGCGCAUGACUCCAGUAAUCUCGAGCAUACCCAGGCUCCAGGAAAGCAUCGGCGAAGCCAGAUGCUGCGCCACAUCCAAGCUGCGAAAGCUCGACGAACCCCGAUAUGUUCGAGCCGCCGCCCCCAGAUGCGCUGCGAGAAAGGCACUUCAAUGGACGUGCACCAGAUUAACGAUCUUUAUUUAGGACGCUGUUGCCCCGGUGUGAAUCGCACUGCACCCUUUCAGCUACUACUCGCCUGAGCUCGCAUCUUACUACUCUCGUCCUCUCAGCUCGCAUCUUACUCUCGUCCUCUCACCUCGCACCCAAAAUCUUCGCCUUUGCGUGGCUUGGCCUAGGAACUCGAGUCGUGACUCCAUUGACAUUCCUCAGGAUGACGCACCGCAAGAUCCUCCUUGCCGUCUUGCUCCUGCUCGCCGGGCUCCUCGCGCUCUCUGUCCCCGCCGCUCACGGGGCUCGCUUCGGACUCUUUUCAGGCGCGAGGAGGGGGCUCCAGUCCGACGCCUGCGACGACGCGUACGACGCGACCGUGAGUGCGUGCGACAAAAAUGAAGCUAGGUGCUUGAAGAAAGCGCGGAACUCUAAAGCGAGGCAAGAUCGCUGCAGAGCCCAGGCGGACGACUGCACGUGGGGCGCGGUGGACGAGUACAAGCGAUGCACGAACCCGGAACUGCUCGGGUGCCUGAUCCGGUGCUCAAUGGACCAAAAUCGCUGCAACCGCGCGUUCGACAUGGGAUACGUGGAUACGCGAGAUCCGAUGUGUGAGAACGACUUCAACGAAUGCAACAACGAAUGCGAGACGCUUUACCCUGAGAAAUAGGUACCUAUCAACAGGAUUCUUGGAGGUACUGGCGGUAGUUAGUGCCUGCUUAGAGCAUAAGUUAGCCCUACAGUACCCAUGUCCCGUUUGACCAUGUGUUGUUUGACUGGAGUGGAGAGCAUUGCAUUUCAUGGUCCGAGGAUCCUGAAUGCUUCAAGAUGGCCACAAACAGCAGUGUAGGCAAGGCAAGCAUGUUUUUAUUACUUGUACUGCAAGGGGGGGGGCUGUACCGUUCCUACCACACCAUGGGUGAGGUUGAG
Closterium sp. NIES-67 is the source of this 1326-nucleotide messenger RNA. Lineage: Eukaryota; Viridiplantae; Streptophyta; Zygnematophyceae; Desmidiales; Closteriaceae. The record is from the annotation of a GenBank genome assembly.